GCAGCUCCUGGAAUAGGCUCGUCGCUGCUAGGCACCCAUAGGCACCCAGACACCAUGGGGAAGCUAGUGGUGCUGACCUUGCUGGGGGCCAGCUUGGCCUUAAUAGGGGAGAGGCUUCUGACCUUUAGAGAAAGAUUUAGUUCAACACGGGAGAUCAAGUCCACAGAACCUCAGCACUGCCACCUGAUUGAAGGCCUCGAGAAUGGCUCUGAAGAUAUUGAUAUACUUCCUAGUGGACUGGCUUUUAUCUCAACUGGAUUAAAAUAUCCAGGCAUGCCAAAUUUUGCACCAGACAAACCAGGAAGAAUUUUUCUGAUGGAUUUGAAUGAACAAAACCCAAAGGCACAAGCACUGAAAAUCAGUGAUGGAUUUGACAAAGAAUCACUGAACCCGCAUGGGAUCAGUACCUUCGUUGACAAAGACAACACUGUGUAUCUUUAUGUUGUGAACCAUCCUCACAUGGAUUCUACUGUGGAAAUAUUUAAAUUCGAAGAACAACAGCGUUCUCUCAUCCACCUGAAGACUAUAACACACGAACUUCUCAAGAGUGUGAAUGACAUUGUGGUGGUUGGGCCAGAGCAGUUUUAUGCUACAAGAGACCACUACUUUACCAGCUACUUCUUGGUCCUUCUGGAGAUGUUCAUGGACUUUCAGUGGACUUACGUUCUUUUCUACAGCCCACGAGAGGUCAAAGUAGUGGCCCAAGGAUUCAGUUCUGCCAAUGGAAUCACAAUCUCACUAGAUCAAAAGUAUGUCUAUGUAGCUGAUGUAAUGGCUAAGAAUAUUCACGUAUUGAAAAAACAUGAUAAUUGGAAUUUAACUCAAGAGAAGGUAAUUCAGUUGGAAACAUUGGUGGAUAACUUAACUGUUGACCCUGCCACAGGAGACAUUUUGGCAGGAUGCCAUCCUAACCCCUCAAAGAUAUUGGUUUACAACCCUGAGGAUCCUCCAGGGUCAGAAGUACUACGCAUCCAGGAUACUUUGUCAGACAAGCCCAGGGUGAGCACACUCUAUAUCAACAAUGGCUCUGUGCUUCAGGGGAGCUCUGUGGCGUCUGUGUACCAUGGGAAAAUGCUCAUAGGCACCGUGUUUCACAAAGCUCUGUACUGCGAACUCUAGAUCUUCUUCAAAAGUCUUCAGACUUUUCAUAUUUAGCCAAAGUAAAAUUUCAGGUGUAUGCUAAAUGGAACUAUAAUUAUUUGCCAUUACCAGGAAAAUGUGUAUGGCUUUUCUUACGGAGAAAAUAAAAGGAGUACAGAAACUUACACCUACGAAAUCAAGAGUCAAGUUAGUGUUGAGCAAACCAGAAGCCAAUAUAUUCUGCUUUGUUGAGUUUCCCCAAUGUUCUGUUUACAGAGGAUUUACAGGCUGUGACCACUAAAGUCUCCUAUGCACUUAGGCUUGUAUCGCUUGGUGACUGUUCAGCACAGUAACAACUGUGAUAUUCUGAGUCGCUGCAGUUCAGACUGGUGAAAAGAGCUAAUGUUUAACUUCUCACCGUUCUUAUUCUCAUUGCUUUCUUUUGUGGGAUACUAUCUUCCAACCAAAUAUCCCUACCUGUAAUUCUCAUCUUGAGAUCCCAAAGCCUGCCUUGGACUUGGUUUUGCCCCAAAAUAUUGUCAAACAGGGAACGCGAUUUUGAAAUAGACAAAACAAGCCUCAUCGCUUUGAUAUGGACGAGCCUCAUCAGCUAACUUAGUGCAAACUGUGCUGAUGUGUUUGAGUAAGACUUUAUCUAUGCUGAUACUUCCAUUGUGAGUGUAACUAAUCUUCUUGGCGCUGAAUAUAAGAAGGGCCUUGAGACAGCCAUCUUCAGCUUUCUCUACUAGUUAACUCAAUAAACAUUUAAUAAGCAUGUCAGCUGACUGGCACCAAUAAGUCUAAAAUGAAUAAAAUUAUUAUGGCUAAAGGGCA
This is a messenger RNA of Microtus ochrogaster (prairie vole), 1914 nucleotides long. RefSeq names its product paraoxonase 3 (gene Pon3). The record is from RefSeq and is a predicted model, not a curated record. Gene Ontology annotation, cellular component: extracellular region. Lineage: Eukaryota; Metazoa; Chordata; Mammalia; Rodentia; Cricetidae. Gene Ontology annotation, biological process: response to toxic substance. Gene Ontology annotation, molecular function: arylesterase activity.